AUGGUUUCUGAAGAGUCAACAAAGCAUCCUCUUGUCUUCGCUUAUUAUGUGACUGGCCAUGGUUUUGGCCAUGCCACCCGUGUUGUUGAGGUUGCUCGACAUCUCAUCCUGGCCGGACACAAUGUUCAUGUGGUCACUGGUGCACCAGAUUACGUUUUUACAACUGAAAUACAGUCUCCUCGUCUUUUCAUCCGCAAGGUACUCUUAGACUGUGGCGCAAUUCAAGCAGAUGCAUUGACAGUUGAUCGCCUUGCUUCUCUGGAGAAGUAUUCCGAGACAGCCGUAGUUCCUCGUGAUUCUAUUUUGGCGAAGGAAGUGGAGUGGCUGAAAUCCAUCAAGGCGGAUUUAGUGAUUGCAGAGGAUUACUCUCAUUGUGAAUUUCUUAUCCGCCUCCCUGGAUACUGCCCAAUGCCUGCAUUCAGGGAUUCAAUUGAUGUGCCUUUGGUAGUGAGGAGAUUGCACAAGUCCCGUGAGGAGGUGAGGAAAGAACUUGGAAUUGGAGAGGAUGUGAACAUUGUUAUUCUCAACUUUGGCGGACAGCCGUCCGGCUGGACAUUAAAGGAAGAGUACCUGCCUCCUGGUUGGCUUUGCCUGGUUUGUGGUUCUUCCGAUAAUCAGGACCUUCCUCCAAAUUUUGUAAAGCUAGCAAAAGAUGCGUAUACUCCUGAUCUGAUUGCUGCAUCUGAUUGCAUGCUUGGAAAAAUUGGAUAUGGAACAGUUAGUGAGGCCUUGGCAUACAAGGUACCAUUUGUCUUUGUGCGUAGAGACUACUUCAAUGAAGAACCAUUUCUGAGAAACAUGCUUGAGUUCUAUCAGGGUGGUGUUGAGAUGAUUAGGCGGGAUUUACUCACUGGACAUUGGAGUCCAUAUCUUGAACGUGCAGUUAGUCUGAAACCAUGCUAUGAAGGGGGCACUAAUGGUGGAGCGGUUGCAGCUCAAAUAUUGAUGGAUACAGGCUCUGGAAAAAACUAUACAUCAGAUAAGCUUAGCGGUGCAAGGAGAUUGCGUGAUGCCAUCAUUCUUGGGUAUGAAUUGCAAAGAGUUCCUGGAAAAGAUCUCUGCAUUCCAGAAUGGUAUGCAAAUGCGGAAAAUGAACUUGGUCUUCGUACAGGAUCACCUACUGCUGAAAUGAGUGAUGAUAGUUUUGCCAUGCCUUCAUAUCCUGAAGACUUUGAGAUUCUUCAUGGAGAACUUCUGGGUCUACCUGAUACUGCGAAUUUCUUGAAGAGCUUGUCAGAAUUCGAGGUUGUUUCCGAUUAUGGAAAGAAUACUGAGAAGCGCCAGAUGAGGGAGCGAAAAGCUGCUGCUAAUCUCUUUAAUUGGGAGGAAGACAUUUUUGUGGCAAGAGCACCUGGAAGGUUAGAUGUCAUGGGUGGAAUUGCAGACUACUCUGGAAGUCUUGUAUUGCAGAUGCCAAUUAGAGAAGCUUGCCAUGUUGCUGUGCAAAAGAUUAAUCCAACUAAACAAAGACUGUGGAAGCAUGCUCAGGCUCGACAUAGUUCUAAAGGACCAGAGCAAACCCCUGUUCUUCAAAUUGUAUCAUACGGGUCAGAGUUGAGUAAUCGUGGGCCAACCUUUGAUAUGGAUCUAUCAGAUUUCAUGGAUGGUGAGCAACCAUUGUCAUAUGAAAAGGCCAGAAAUUACUUUGACCGAGAUCCAUCCCAAAGAUGGGCUGCUUAUGUUGCGGGAACAAUUCUGGUUCUGAUGAAAGAACUGGGCAUCCGCUUUGAGGAUAGUAUUAGUGUUCUGGUUUCUUCUGCUGUGCCAGAAGGAAAGGGUGUCUCUUCGUCAGCAGCUGUGGAAGUAGCCACCAUGUCUGCGAUAGCUGCUGCUCAUGGACUGAAUGUCAGCCCAAGAGAGCUUGCUUUGCUAUGUCAAAAGGUGGAGAAUCAUAUAGUUGGAGCUCCAUGUGGUGUGAUGGACCAGAUGACUUCUGCAUGUGGUGAAGCUAAUAAACUUCUUGCGAUGGUUUGCCAGCCUGCUGAAGUAUUGGGUCUGGUGGACAUUCCUAAUCAUAUAAGGUUUUGGGGAAUCGAUUCAGGGAUCCGGCACAGUGUUGGUGGUGGAGAUUAUGGGUCUGUGAGGAUUGGAGCCUUUAUGGGUCGGAAGAUUGUUAAGUCCAUGGCAUCUGAACAGUUAUCCCACUCUUUGUCCACUAAUGGGAUGAUUGCUGAUGAGUUGGAAGAGGAUGCUGUUGAACUACUUGAAACUGAAGCUUCCUUGGAUUACUUGUGCAACUUGUCACCCCACAGAUAUGAAGCUCUUUAUGCAAAGCAGCUUCCUGAAACGAUGCUUGGUGAGACAUUCUUGGAGAAAUAUGCUGACCACAAUGAUCCAGUUACUGUAAUAGAUAAAAAACGAAAUUACGGAGUGAAAGCCGCCGCCAGACAUCCUAUAUAUGAGAAUUUCCGCGUCCAGGCUUUCAAAGCACUGCUAACAUCUGCAACUUCGGAUGACCAACUCAAUGCUUUAGGCGAAUUGAUUUAUCAGUGCCACUACAGCUACAGUGCAUGCGGACUUGGCUCAGACGGGACAGACAGGCUCGUUCAGCUUGUGCAACAAAUGCAGCACAGUAAAAUCUCGAGAUCUGCUGAAGGAACUUUAUAUGGUGCAAAAAUUACUGGUGGAGGAUCGGGUGGAACAGUUUGUGUCAUUGGUAAAAAUUGCUUACGAAGCAGCCAGCAAAUUCUUGAGCAUGGUCCUUAA
This is a messenger RNA of Fraxinus pennsylvanica, 2706 nucleotides long. NCBI's taxonomy places the organism in Eukaryota, Viridiplantae, Streptophyta, Magnoliopsida, Lamiales, Oleaceae. The record is from the annotation of a GenBank genome assembly.